AUGUCUCUACCCGAUGGCGAAUAUGAUUUAGAUGUUUCAAUCCUUACUGAUACUAACUUCAAAUCAAACAAGGAAGAAAAUGUCGCUAUAAAGGAUGGAGUUAUACUGGAGUCGAAGGAGAAUUCAAAAUCAAUACCAAUACAAAUUUAUCAAGAAGAUCUAAAGCCUACUCUGCUGGGAUUGUCGUCAAGGCUGAACAAACAGAUCCUAUCUAAUGGAACUUCUAAGGGACAUGGUUCGGACAAGAGCAUUCAGUUCUAUUUGACAUAUACCAACAAGAACGAGAGGAAAUUGAAACUUAACCGGCUAGUCAGAACCAUCGGCAUCGAUAAAGUUAGAACUGCUUUGGAGCCACUGUCAGAAUUAACAAAGCCUGAAGGGAUAUAUAAACAAGAUAGACAAAAACGGACUUACGAGCUGGUUCUCGAAAAAGACUCCCUGACAUCGCCUCAUAAAAGAAAUCCAGGACCAGCAGUGAAGAGAGUGGGUGCUAGCAGUACCAUGAAGUGGAAUCCCAAAACUGACCCUCUCAGAAGAAGUAGGGUUACAACAAGACGCCCUCAGUCACGAGCGCAACAGCAGAAGGCAACAAUUAGUGAAAGUGACUUCGAAAUAUCAGACAAGAGUGGCAAUUCGUCGCCCAUCAAAAUUUCUUCCUCAAUUCAUGCAGAUGAAAAAGUUGUUGUAUCUGAACAACAAACUAACAGCGUUAUACGAGGGCCAGUUUCCACAACAGAUUUGAAGAAGAGUGACGAGUCAAAAAACACCCCAAAAGAGAAACAACCAGAUAAAGCAAUUCAAGCGGAAGAUUUGGAUGAUGAUUUCAAGGACUUGGAGGAUCAAUUACAGGAAUUAUUAGGUGAAGAAGAAGAGGGGGCCAAUACUAAAAACAGUGACUCAAUAAAUAUGGGAAGCGAUCCUUCAAACGGCAACCGCGAUGAUGAGAGUUCAGGUUCUGAUGCUGAUGAAGGCGAUUACGAGAAUGUAAGAUUUCAAAACAUUCAAUUUGAGAACAACACUCGUCCCAAAAAGCUGAAACGUUUUGCUUUCAUAUCUAAUAAUCAAAAACCCGUAAGUUUGCGAGACUUUGUGGGUAGGGGUAAGACACCGAAAGAUGCAGGUAGUAGCAGUGAAGAGGAGUAG
Messenger RNA from Lodderomyces orthopsilosis Co 90-125, 1143 nucleotides. RefSeq lists its product as uncharacterized. Lineage: Eukaryota; Fungi; Ascomycota; Pichiomycetes; Serinales; Debaryomycetaceae. The record is from RefSeq and is a predicted model, not a curated record. The coding region runs from base 1 to 1143 and encodes 380 amino acids. The transcript has a single exon.